Anneissia japonica is the source of this 1208-nucleotide messenger RNA. Its product is annotated as aspartoacylase-like. NCBI's taxonomy places the organism in Eukaryota, Metazoa, Echinodermata, Crinoidea, Comatulida, Comatulidae. The transcript is spliced from 7 exons. The record is from RefSeq and is a predicted model, not a curated record. The coding region runs from base 138 to 1181 and encodes 347 amino acids. Gene Ontology annotation, molecular function: hydrolase activity, acting on ester bonds; hydrolase activity, acting on carbon-nitrogen (but not peptide) bonds, in linear amides.
GCUCCUUUGCCGUUUUGGUCUAUGCCUAUUUUCGUUUUUGUAGUUAUCCUUGCCGUUUUGGUUUAUUGCCGUUUUGGUCACAUGCCGUUUUGUCCAGAAACCAUAUUGACGCUUGUAUAGGCCGAGGCUGGAGCUUUAUGUUAAAAAAACUACUGGAUCAAAUGGCAACUCUGAAGCGUGUACAAAAUGUUGCUCUACUAGGAGGCGUUCAUGGCAAUGAGAUGUCUGGUGUAUUUGUAGCUCAAAAGUUUAUGAAGGAUCCUACUGACAUCACAAGGAACUCAUUUAAAACUACAGUUUUGAUGGGAAAUCCCAAAGCUGUUGAGAAGUGCACUAGAUAUAUAGAUGUGGACCUAAAUCGUCAGUUCUCUAAAGAGAAUUUAAAUGCUACAAAUAUUGAUGCAAGUUACGAAGUCCAGAGAGCGAGAGAGAUCUCUAAUGCUUUAUCGAAAGACUUUGGCAGUCCCGAUGUUGUCUUGGACAUGCACAAUACAACAGCAAACAUGGGAAACUGUUUUAUAAUUCAGGACAAGCAACAAGUCCUUUCCUUGCAUUUGAUUAACUACAUUGUAAAGAAAGCUAUUCAUAAAGCUCCUGCACAUAUACUAUGUGUAAGUAAUCCAAAAUAUACAUAUAACUGCAGUAGAUGUCUUGCACCAAAUGGUAUCGUGUGUUUGACCAGAAGAAGUAAGGAAUUGGCAGGUACAACAAAUAAGGCAUUUCCGGUUGGCCGGGUUAGUGUUAUUUUUAAGUGGUGGUGGUGGUUGGAAAGUCUGGAGCUAGGCCCACAACCUCAAGGGGUCUUACUUGCUGAAUUGUUUCAAAGAAUGCAAGAACUUGUAAUUAAUUCUAUGGACUUCUUUGAGGCAUUCAACUCAGGUGCAACAUCAGAUUCAUUUCAAGCAGAUGUGUACAACAUCAUGGAGAAGGUUGAUUUCCCACGGGAUUCUGAUGGCAAUAUAACAGCAAUGAUUCACCCACGGUUACAGGACAAAGACUGGGAAGCCCUCAACCCUGGCGACCCGAUUUUUCUUACUUUCAAUGGCAAGACAAUUGGUUACGAUGGCAAGGAAACAAUGUUCCCAGUAUUUAUCAACGAAGCCUCAUAUUAUGAAAAACAUCUCGCCUUUUGGCUUACGAAGAAGGAAACGUUUAACGUUCCAGCUAUAAAAGUUCAGUAAAAAAUCUGUUUUGUGCUUAACACAGUA